Messenger RNA from Rhineura floridana, 3708 nucleotides. It is a transcript of the gene FAM110B, whose product is annotated as family with sequence similarity 110 member B. The coding region runs from base 1131 to 2243 and encodes 370 amino acids. The transcript has 4 exons. NCBI's taxonomy places the organism in Eukaryota, Metazoa, Chordata, Lepidosauria, Squamata, Rhineuridae. The record is from RefSeq and is a predicted model, not a curated record.
UUUCAACAUGGACCAAACCAUCCAGAACCAAGGGGGCUAUGAGAGGCAAAAAAAAGGAAAUACAAAAGCCGCUUUGCCAAGCGACAAAGAGUUGCAAGAGUUCAAGGCCGAACACCGAGCUCGGACUUCUUGCUGCCUUCUGGGUAUAUCCUGGAAGGCCACCCAUGGAGAAAAGGCAGCUCCGUUUCCUCGACUCCCCCUCUACGUUGGGGAGGCAGUGGGAAGGACGGAGCUCGGCGCCGCUGGCGGCUCUAGCUCCAGCUCGGCCGUGGGAGAGUUUCAUUCAACGCGUGGAGGAAGCCUCACGCGUGUGCGCAGCCGGGACGGCAUCGCGGGCUGUGCAGCCGCCUCGUCUCCUCUGAGGCUCGUCCUCCUUCGUCAAUUCGCGUCUCCUAGCUUGUUAUCUCUGAAGGGAAGCACGGCAGGCACUACAGAAAAUAUCCUGAAAUUGCUUGCUGAGGAGAGCUGCCUUAAGAGUCACUAAUAGAAAAAUUAUUUCAAAUUUGGAACAUCACCUUAUAUCAAGAAACUACCGGUGGUAAAGAAUGGCAUAACGGAUGUUCUGAAAGCACACUACCUGGCUGGAAGGUGCAGUGCCACUCUGCAACCAUGGUUCUGCAGUGCAACCAAUGUCACACUAGGAGUUUCCUUUGCCUGUAAGAUGCCAUGGCGGUGCAGGGGAUAAUGUAUCUGGACCCUCCCACCAGAGUUCCUGGUUCAAGACUUUCAAGCAGAUAAGAGAAGGCAACUUCUGUAAUUUUUGUACAGUAUAAAAGAUAGUAUACUAAUGCCACCAGCACUGUCAUAUCACUGCUUGUAGUGGAGCACAAAGAAACUGCAAAAACUUCCACAUCCUUCAUUGAGAAGAAAGAAGCCAACAGAGCAGGAUUAAUACAGGCUUGUUUCUGGUGGCCUUUUUGUUCAAAGGCUCCCUUCAAGGGUGGGGGACAGAAGAGAGAAACACUGUGAUAUUUAAUGAGCUGUGAAAUGAAGCACUGUUGCUGCUGCUAACCUUCUGAUUCUAAGAUUCACCUGCUAUUCAUUGUGCUUAAUAUACAUGUUUCUGCACCGUGCAUUUAGAAGAUCCCAGAAAGGAAUUCAACACGGCUGCCGGGGAAAGGCCACCAAACAUGCCUACAGAAACACUACAGACAGGUAGCAUGGUAAAACCCGUCAGUCCUGCCAUCACUUUCACUUCAGCCGUUCCCCUCCGCAUUCUAAACAAAGGACCUGACUAUUUUCGCAGGCAAGCUGAGCCUAAUCCAAAAAGACUUAGUGCUGUGGAGAGGCUGGAAGCUGACAAGGCAAAAUACGUAAAGAGCCAAGAGGUCAUCAACGCCAAACAAGAGCCAGUGAAACCAGCAGUGCUUCCCAAGCCACCAGUGUGUCCUGCAGCUAAGAGGGCCUUGGGCAGCCCUACCUUGAAAGUGUUUAGCAACAAUAUAAAGACUGAGAGUGGUGUCCAACGGGAGAAUCUAAAGCUAGAGAUUUUGAAAAACAUCAUCAAUAGCUCAGAGGGCUCCAGUUCAGGUUCAGGUCACAAACAUAGUUCACGAAACUGGCCUCCCCACAAAUCUGAUUCAGGAGACCUAAACCGGCACUCAUUUGCAGAAUCUUUAAAGGUUUACCCCACCCAAGGCCGUAGUAGUCCUCAAGAAAGCAACUCCAAUGUGAGUAGAAGGCUAUUGGGACAGUCACCAGAGUCAUUCUUACAUGUUUCCCAUAGCUCAUCAGACAUUAGGAAAGUAUCUAGUGGAAAACCCUUAAAAGCAAUACCAUGCAGUAGUUCAGCUCCACCUCUCCCUCCAAAACCCAAAAUUGCCUCCAUCACCACAUUGAAAUCACCAGAGAUGGACACAGUAGAAUCCAGUUGUGGAGUCAAUAGACGACCUUCUUUACAGCGUUCAAAGUCAGACUUAAGUGACAGAUACUUUCGAGUCGAUGCAGAUGUUGAAAGAUUCUUUAACUACUGUGGACUGGAUCCUGAAGAGCUUGAAAAUCUUGGGAUGGAAAAUUUUGCAAGGGCUAACUCUGAUAUUAUCUCUCUCAAUUUUCGCAGUGCAAGUAUGAUCAGUUCAGACUGUGAACAGUCUCAGGACAGUAACAGUGACCUUAGAAACGAUGAUAGUGCCAAUGACCGCGUGCCAUAUGGCAUUUCUGCAAUUGAAAGAAAUGCCAGAAUCAUCAAGUGGUUAUACAGCAUCAAGCAAGCUAGAGAGUCACAGAAAGUGUCCCAUGUGUGAGCUGGAUCCGCAAGGGGGCAAGGAAGGACUGUAUCUUUGUGAAUAUUGUGAAGGGUUGUGAAGUCUACUUGAAGUCUUUAUACACUUCUCAGAUCUCUUUGUGUUGCUUGUUGUGCAAUGUUUUCAAGUUGCAUGCCUGUCAACAUGUGAACUGACCUGGCUUCCACUUGAACAAUAACUAGCUACAGAGCCUGGCUGAGCAUACACACGUUAUCUGCCAAAAGUUUAAGACUAGAAGAAUCUAAAUAGGGCUUUGUUUAUGAAUAAAUUGUUUACAUUCAAUGGUUAUAUGGCUUCUUUUUAUUUUUUUUAGUUCUGUAGUCCCUUUUGGGUGUUUUUUGUUGCAUUCCCAAGGAAAUUUACAUUUUUUGUGUGUGUCUUAAGCACAGGUAUAGUUAAGACACAGGUAUCUGUAACCGAUAUUGCCAAACUAAGGUUGUCAUAAAACCUUUCCUAGAACAGGCAUAGUAGUCUGUGGAAUGAAUGGAUCGAAUUAACUGUUCAUAAACAACACUGUACAAUGAAAUUAUGUGGUUUUUUAAAAAUGUUGUUUACUUUCAAAGAAAUGGUCCACAGUGUUUUGUUUUAAUGUUCUAAAUGAAGUCCACACACACACACACAAUGCCCCCAGACACAGCCUUUUUACAAACAGUAAAAAGUGGUCUAAAAAGGCAUAAACUAUCCUUGCGGGUGUUUGAUGUAACAGAAACUGUAAUGGUUUGGUUUCGCCAAUCAUAUAGUGUCUUGAAAGAGGCUGAGAAAGUGACAAAAGAAAAUGAUGGGUGGCAUUUUAAAGAUUCCUUGUCUUAAACUUUUGACAGGAAUGGUUAGAUCCUGUUUGCUGAUCUUGAAUGCCUUUAACUAGACAAAGCACAUCACGAUUACAAGCUCCUGCUGCUGACUACUUUUUUGUAGACCUAUUUGAGCAAUUCAUGAACAGAAAAUGGAAGUACACAGCCAUAUCAGUAUAAUAGCCUCUUAUCAAGAAGUUGAACACACUCAAUAUAGCUGAACUAUAUCUGAGAAAUUGUGAUUAUGUUGUCUUAAAUAUGUUAUAUCUUAAGGCUGUGGAAGUUUGUUACAGCUCUAGGAAACUAGAAACAUGACAGUAUGUAGCUUUUUUUCCCUGUCCCUAUCUCUAUUCCUUCCUGCAUCGUAUGAUGUUUAGUGCUGCACGUCAGUCUGUUACACUUUUUUUUUACAAUCUUGUGUCUUCCCAAUGGUUUAACUGUCAUGUCAAAGUGGCAGUUGUGGUGCAUAGCAGAGAGUUGAAAGUGCAGUGGUCUGCUUCAUUAUUAUUAUCAUCAUCAUCAUUAUUAUUCAUGCUUUGAAGUAUUUUGCAGCACUAUCCUAUACUUCAUUGGCUGAUAGGAAACUUUUUAUUGUGUAAAUGCUGUAAGACUUUGUACAUAUUUCAGUUCUUACGAGAUCUUUUAAAAAAGUGUUAUGCUAAUAAAUAGCUCUU